CUGGUAGUUGGUAGCAUGGAACCACUAUUUUGACAUCGACAGGGGAAGUUGGCAGUAUUGUCAGUUGUUACUUCGUUUGACAUUUGGAAAGUGUCAGCUGUUGCUCGCUUUAAAGUUAUGAAGGCAAUUUAAGAAUAUAAUGUUUGAUUUUUGAACUGAAUACUAUGUUUCGUAUAGAGGUUGAAGAGGAGGGGAACUUUCUUAAGGAACAGCGUCUGGCGCCUAUUGAGAAUACGAUGAAACUGGCCACAGGACAGCAUUUGGAGUACAUAGAUGUUGUGUCAAUUAAGAAAGAACCAGACUGUGCAUUUAAAGGAGAACAGGGAAACAGUUUAGACUUUGAGGGAAUUAAAGAAGAGGUAGAAGAUGACAUUUCUGUGCAAGAAAGUUGCACAUGUCAUGGGCAUAUUGAAACACAUACUUUAUGUGAUGAGUCUGUGAAACAAGAGGACCCACCUGGACACCUCGAUAAUUUCACUGCCAGUUGCGGCGAAAGCAAGACACAGCUUCAUAAAUAUGCUGGACAUUACAGUGUUUUACAAGGAAGAGGUAACGUGAGUGUAGGAGUUCAGUUCUCAGAGAUAAACCCUCAGGUAAUUCAUACAAAUGAAGAUAAAUGCUCGGAAAUCGAUAGUAGCACUGGUGCCGGGCUGCUUAAUGAGGAGAAAGCGAGGAAGCUGCAGAAAUACAGAGAUGCUAAAAGAAACAGGUAUAGACAAAUGUCUGGGGAUGAAAAGGAGAUGUUUCUGCAGAAGAAGAGAGAUGCUGCAAGAGAUAGAUACUGGCGAAUGUCGGGCGAGGAGAGAGCAAACAUUCUGAAGAAAAAGAGAGAUGCAAAUAGGAACAGAUACAGGCAAAAGGCGGGAGAGGAAGUUGUGAAGUUUCUGGAGAAUUACAGAGAAUAAAUGUAGAUGUUAGGAGAAUGGAGAAAGGCAGCGUGGAACAGACUUGGUCAGACGGAGAAGGCGAGGAUGCUGGAAAAUUGAAGAGAUGGUAAAUGAAAUAGAUACUGUCUAAUGAUGUGUGAAAAGACAGUACUGACUCUAGGAAUGACAAAGCAUUCAUCUGUUGAGGAUAGAGGAGAGAUAAGGAAGUGGAACGAGAUAGAUGUGACAGUAGCGCGCACAUGUGUAACAGGUGGCUUGACUUAUAAUGCAACUGUACAGGGUGACUGGAGACAGUUCUGCUGUUCACAACAAUGCGCUCAUUAUUUGUGAACAUGACAAAUCAUAUUUAUGUACUGUGAUUACAGGUGAACGAAGCUGUCUGGUGUGUUGCUCUUGUAGCCUACAGAAGAGCUCUGUGAACCACCGAAAGCACUUUCCAAACAUUAGAACUAUAGUGUUUGACAUGUCUUAGUGCUCGUAAGAAUGCACGGCAGUGCAUUCCAGCUGAAUUAGUGUGAAGCAAUUAGAGAGUUACGUGAGGGCAACUUCUUUAUAGAAUUUAAAAUUGAGGGGCAAGUUGGCCUCUUGGCUGGAUCACAUCUUUCCUCUCCAGGAGAUGUUCCACAGUUCAUGCAGUUCUGCUUGGCUGGGAGCUGGCAGGAACAUGACCACUAGAGAUGCAAGCCUAAGUCUCUGCCGAGACUCAGGGUAGUUCUUGGUUUUCAUGUUGCAAGCCAAAUAUUGCAGUUGAGUGCUUAACAAUUCAGCUUUGUAUGUGUUGUGUCCUGGGUGUGAAACUUGAUCUGGAAACCAUUUAUGCUGACUAAGCAAUUUUUAAAUUUUCAUUAAUUUCUUCAGCAGAUGUUGGGAUAGCGCCUUGAAAUAGGCUACAGCAAACUUAAUUUGAUACCUUACCCAAUUCUGAAUCCACAAUUAAGAAUUUCAAUUUCCUUUUUUGAACAAUAUAUGGAAUAUUAAUUGAUGGAAUUCCUCUGUGAUGUGGUAUUCAUGUGAACCAAAACGUGGUAAAGUUUCAUUAUCUUAUGGAAGGCCAAAAUUGCCCUUUGUAUAUGCUUUCAAAAUAACUGUUUCUUGCAGUGGACUGAUUUUCAUGUCAUAAUGAGCAGGUUAAGGUGCCCUGGUAUUAUUUAUGUUUUGCAUGAAGUUUGUUAAAGUUGUGUGACAUCACAUCCUGUUGUGUACUUCCAAAGUAACUGAUUUUGUUUUUACUAAGAAAUCAAGUAAACAACGAUAUUAUAUUAAUGUGUGACAUGUUUUAUAUCUAGCCCUACGGUGAGAUGAUUGGAUCCGUGAAGUGAAAAUAAAUGUAAAUGUAAACGUAAAAACAAAAUGCAGUCCAGCGUUGAAUGAGCUGAAAUGAAUUCAGACAAUAUUUCUGUGAUGGUGAAUACUAUGCAUUAUGUGGUUGGGUUUUAUGAUGUACACGUUGAAAUCAGAGCUUUAAGUGAGGGUUCUAAUGUCACAGUAUGUACUCGUUUGGAAAAUAGGUAUCAACAGAUAUUGCUUCUGAUAAAAACCGCAUUUUACUUACAUUGUUGUUACAGAUGCUGGGCAUGAUUUUCAAGAACGUGAUAAUGUGAGCAUGGAAAAGUUUACAGAAAUAAAUGUCCAUAUUAUUGACAUAAGUAGUAAUAAAUGCAUUGAAAUUAUAGAAAGACUGAUGCAUGUCUACACAAGAAGGAAGAACAGCAAAGGAGAAUUUGUGAAGGAAAAGCGAGGAAGCUGCAGAAGAAGAGAGAUUCUGAAAGGAACAGAUACAGAGAAAUGGCAGAUGAGGAGAAAGCAAGGAUGCUACAGAAGAAGAGAGAUGCUAAAAGACACAAACACAGAGAAAUGACACGUGAAGAGAAAGAGAGGAUUCUGCAGAAGAACAGAGAUGCUAAGAGAAACCGAUAUAGCCAAGUGUCAGAUGAGGAGAAGGCGAGGAUUAUGAAGAAGAACAGAGAUGCAAAAAAGAAACAAAUAUAGCCAAAUGACAAGUGAGGAGAAAGUGAGGAUGCUACAGAAGAAAAAGGAAGCACGGCAAAAGAGGCUUAAUCAGGUGAAAGUUGAUGAGAAGGUAAAGAUGGUAGAAAGGUGACAUGGUGCCAUAAAGACCAAGGAAGAAGCAAAGAUAGUGCAAGAAAAGUAAGAAGUACAGCAAAACAGACAUAGCCAAAAGGAGACCAGGGAGAAAGCAAGGAAAAAGCAAGGCUUUAGGGAGGGAAAGAGAGCAAAAUGAAAUGGAUUCAGUUGAAUGGCAUGUAAAGACAAGACAGAAACCUCAGAGAAGAUAAAUGAAAGUGAAUGAGAAGCAUGACAGUGGUGGGCUUGGGCUUGUGUAAUAUGUGAUGUGAUUUUUAAUAGAUGUGCAUAUUAAUUGUGUCAUUUUGGGAGAGACUAAUGAGGGUUAUGUUUUUCAUUACAACCCAUCAAUUUUUAUGGACUCAUAAAUCAGUUUGCGUUCACUGUAUAUAUCUCAGGUUGAAACGUACAAAUAUUUUAUAUGAAGAAUGUUGUAAGAAAUCAGAAUUUUAAUGUUUUCAGUCAUUAAAAAUAAUAUGCAAUUUUCUUUCUAUGUGUAUGAUGUUCUGUCAUGUAGUGUCAAAACCAAAGUAAGGCAACUGUUGCUUUGCAUCUUGUUGACGACAUAUGUUCAUUUAUAGCAUAGCGAGGAGGGAAGAGGUGAUGUAUGUUGCUGACAUCUGCAGUUAGUAAAUUUCAUUUUAAGAUAACAGGCUAAGGAUGGAUGAUUUAGCUAUUGUAUAAAUAUGUACAAAAAUCUUUGUGAUUUUAGCAUAUGCAUGAAAGCUAUAUGAAUGUGUCAGCAGCCUGUUUUCUGUUGUAUAUUUAUGCCCUGUGAACCCUAGAUAAGAAAUCUUUUGAAAUUUAGCAAAAUUCAGAGACAUCUGGCGACAGUAGUAACACAUCAGAAUUACAUUCACAAAUAAAUUAAGAGCAGAUUAAAUUCAAGGAAUAAUUUCUAUCAUUUAGUUCAGAAUAUAUUGGCAUCUUCCAGCCAUAUAAUUUAUACUUCUCAGGGAGUGUGAUCAAAUUAAGGAGGGUGGCCCACAUACGUGGGAUCGGUGAAAACAUUCAGAAUUUCAGUUAAUAACCUUGAAGGGAAGAACUUGGGAGAUUAAGCAAACAUAAGACGACAAUUCUGAAGGGACCUUUAAAAGAAGUAAUAUUGUGAACCCUCUUGGUUAAGCAUGUUACAAAACUCAAUGGGCUUAUUUGUAGGUCAUAAGAGCAUUGUGACUUGUGCAAGAAAUGUGUUUAGGAUGAUUUCACAAUUUCAUAAGAGGAAAUAUGAUAGUUGCAUGUGAAUCUGCCUGAAUUCCUGAAUGUUAUAGGCCCGCCU
This is a messenger RNA of Cryptotermes secundus, 4251 nucleotides long. RefSeq lists its product as uncharacterized. The transcript is spliced from 3 exons. Bases 165 to 905 code for a protein of 246 amino acids. Lineage: Eukaryota; Metazoa; Arthropoda; Insecta; Blattodea; Kalotermitidae. The record is from RefSeq and is a predicted model, not a curated record.